Messenger RNA from Trichomonas vaginalis G3, 591 nucleotides. RefSeq names its product proteasome regulatory particle assembly. The record is from RefSeq and is a predicted model, not a curated record. The coding region runs from base 1 to 591 and encodes 196 amino acids. Lineage: Eukaryota; Parabasalia; Trichomonadida; Trichomonadidae. The transcript has a single exon.
AUGUCUGAUCAAAGCAAUUACCCUAAAUAUAGUGAAUUGCGAAGUAUGUAUAAAUGUGACAUUGAUGUAUAUAAUGCACUGUAUCAGCUGAAAACUGAAAAUGAAGAAGAACUAAACAAGAUUUAUAAAAUGAUCAAAACAGAAUUGAUUAAUUCAAAGAAACAACUCCCCACGAUUAUUAUAAAAGAUAUUUCAAGUAUUAUUUCAUAUAAUAAUCGCUAUAUAAACUCAUAUUUAUAUCUUGCCAACCUCAUAUAUGAUGAUUAUCAUGUCAAAGUGGUCAAUAAUAUUGACAAGAUAUUUGAAAUUAUGUUUUAUGAAGAAUAUGGGAUUAAAUUAAACAAAUAUCAUGAUUGUAAGAAAAAUGAUUAUCAAAAUCUCGAUAUUCACGUAGGAAAUACAAUUUACAGAGCAAUUCUAAAUAAUGACCUAGAAAGAUUCAUAACUUUCACGGGAAGAGAUGGAUUUGAUAAAGAUCAAGUACUUAAGAGUGAUUUAUAUCCAAAUUCUUACAACGAUUACUCGUUGCUUGAAUUAUGUUGUUAUCACGGUGCUGUUGAUUGUUUCAAGUUUUUUAUGAACGAAAUUUAA